UCGAAUAUUUGGUAGGGACUCUUCGACUCUUCGUGGACUUCAAACGUUGUACCUGAAAUACCAGAAAAACCGGGAGGAGACUUCAGAAGCCUCGCCCUCCUCUUUUGCUGCAAAAGCUUGGGUUUUCUCUCUUUCUCUGACGAUUAUCCGAUGCUGAAUUGCUCUUACCAACUCCAGAUCGUCUUGUCCUAAUCUCUUUAUACGGGUUCGGCGAAUCGACGGCAUCAAUUUCGAACUUUAAUCCGCAGUGAAUACUUUCGGAGCUGUUCAUUUUCAUUCGACUUUUUUGGGUUUUCCCUUCUUUCGAAUGAUUCACCCUGCAAAACUCGGGAUCCUAAUGCCGGGUUCUUGAUUCGGCGACUUCAAGACUCGGAAGUCUCGGUUUUGGGGAUCAAGAACCUUGUACGAGCCUUAAAUUCGUUCAUUGGCUGUAGAAAAAUGCAGCCCAGUUCCCGAACCCUAGCACCCAUCAUAGUUCUUUUGCCAACCCUUAAACCCCCUCGCAAAACCCUACUUUUCCACCAAAUCUGUGUCUUGAUCCUCACAUUCUUGGCCUAUGCCUCAUUCCAUGCCUCUAGAAAGCCCCUGAGCAUUGUCAAGAGCUUUCUUGGGCCCAACGUUCAAUCCAAUUUCACUGAAUCUCGAUCUAGUUUGACCCGAGGUUCAUUAGAUUCGAAUGUAACGGAUUCCGGUUGGGAACCAUUCAAUGGUCCUCAGGGCACCCAUCGGCUUGGUGAGCUCGAUCUUGCGUUCCUUGGAUCUUAUGCUGUUGGCAUGUAUUUUGCGGGUCACAUCGGUGAUCGAAUCGAUUUGAGGUUGUUUCUUGUGUUUGGAAUGAUGGGUAGUGGUUUUUUGACUAUUGUUUUUGGUCUAGGCUAUUGGUUAGAUGUGCAUAAAUUAGGGUACUUUGUGGGGGUGCAGAUUGCUUGUGGGUUGUUUCAGUCUAUUGGAUGGCCUUGUGUGGUGGCAGUUGUGGGGAAUUGGUUUGGAAAAGCUGAGAGAGGGUUGAUUAUGGGUGUAUGGAAUUCUCAUACAUCUGUAGGUAACAUUAUUGGAUCGGUGGUGGCAUCUGGCGUGUUGGAGUAUGGUUGGGGUUGGUCUUUUGUAUUGCCUGGGAUUUUGGUUAUUUUGAUUGGUGUCUUAAUUUUCCUAUCUCUGGUUGUGGCACCUGAGGAUCUUGGAUUUGAGACACCAGGGAAGGAGUUUGAGAUGACUGUGGGAGCGGCGGAUGUUGAAACUUCAGAGAAACUGGAAUCUGAAGAAGCGGGUUUGCUUCAGACGAGUAAUGUGAAGGAUGCUGGGUCUUCAGAUGCAAUAGGCUUCUUGGAGGCGUGGAGAUUGCCUGGUGUGGCAUCAUUUGCAUUGUGCCUCUUCUUCUCCAAGCUGGUUGCUUAUACGUUUCUGUAUUGGUUGCCCUUUUAUAUAAGGCACACAGCUGUUGCUGGCGUGCAUUUGUCACACAAAACUGCGGGCAUACUUUCAUCAGUAUUUGACAUUGGAGGAGUUCUGGGUGGAAUUCUAGCGGGAUUUGUUUCUGAUAAAAUUGAAGCUCGAGCUGUUACUUCAAUUGGAUUCUUGUUCCUAUCAAUGCCUGCCCUUGUUUUAUACCGAACAUAUGGAAGCAUAUCUAUGUUGGCUAACGUGAGCUUGAUGUUUGUUUCUGGUAUGCUUGUUAAUGGGCCUUACUCAUUGAUUACGACGGCUGUCGCUGCUGAUCUUGGUACACAGAGCAUGGUUAAAGGAAAUUCCCGGGCAUUAGCUACUGUCACCGCAAUUAUAGAUGGUACAGGUUGUGGGGCGGCUCUUGGCCCCCUUUUGGCAGGGUAUAUUUCUACUAGAGGAUGGAACAGUGUAUUUUUUAUGCUUAUUAUUUCUAUUUCGUUUGCAGCAGUGUUCUUGAUACGCCUUGCUAGAACUGAAAUUAAAGAGAAGUUGAGUGAGAGGAAAUGGUUUGCAUACGGCAUAGCAGCACAAUAGCUUGUGGUUUUAUUUGGUCUUACUCCUGUAUGUAGAUUUUGUAUAAAAAACAGAGGGUUGAUGGAGAAUCAUCACACGAUAGUCAAUACUUGUAAUUUUGU
Rhodamnia argentea is the source of this 2078-nucleotide messenger RNA. Its product is annotated as putative glycerol-3-phosphate transporter 5. Lineage: Eukaryota; Viridiplantae; Streptophyta; Magnoliopsida; Myrtales; Myrtaceae. Gene Ontology annotation, biological process: transmembrane transport; phosphate ion homeostasis. The record is from RefSeq and is a predicted model, not a curated record. Gene Ontology annotation, molecular function: transmembrane transporter activity. Gene Ontology annotation, cellular component: membrane.